Messenger RNA from Electrophorus electricus (electric eel), 2591 nucleotides. It is a transcript of the gene ttyh3a, whose product is annotated as tweety family member 3a. Gene Ontology annotation, cellular component: plasma membrane. Gene Ontology annotation, molecular function: volume-sensitive chloride channel activity; intracellularly calcium-gated chloride channel activity. NCBI's taxonomy places the organism in Eukaryota, Metazoa, Chordata, Actinopteri, Gymnotiformes, Gymnotidae. The record is from RefSeq and is a predicted model, not a curated record.
CCUCGAUAAGAGGUUGGCUGGAACUCCGCAGUGUAGGUAUCAGUACUUGGUGUCGUUAACACUGGAUAAAGGAUUAUAGUUCGAGUUUACCAAUAGAAAGGAAUCAUAUCAGUUAUUUCAGACACGAAACCGUUCGGGAAACAAGUUGGAUUCGCUGGAUGUUUACAUCAAAAGAGGAAAAGAUUUCAGCACGAAUGGGAAAAUACGGUAUCACGGUGGCUGGAUCACAGCUCGGCGAAACAUGAAGAUGAAACGGCUUGCAUAUCUCAAUGACUAACGUUAGCUAGUUAGCUAGCUAACAUCUAUCUCGCAGAGGAAAUCGGCUGAUUAGCUAACUAGCCUCGUUAUAAUUAGCCCCCUCCCCCCCCCCCCCCCAGGAAGAGCAGCACAUGAAAAUCGUUUUAGUGCAUUUAUUCCUUAGCGUGUGCUUGGCAUUUGUGCAUCGUGGUCAUGAGUACGCCGAUUAAGACGCUGGGUCUAAUUUAGCUAUCUUAGCUAGCUAGGUUAGCUAACAUCAAAACAAAAAAGGGCCAGGCUGCUGGGUAGAUAGUUGGAAACUAGAAGCUAGCUAGAUAGAGGAAGUCAGACUUGGGUCUAUAUAGCUUGCUUAGUUAGUUAAGCUUGUUAGAACCAAGAGGCAAGGUGCGAAACCGAAAGCCAAUGUUUAGCUUAUUGAUCGUAAUUUUUAACUUCGGGAAAAUGAUAAGGCGAUGAAAUGUUAGCUACACAAUAGGUAUAUGCCGCCUUUUAUCCGUAAUAGAUAAAAAGGACAAGAAGAACAUGUGGGUUUAACUACAAAUGACCCUGAACACCACUUGGCGUAUGCAAGUGUUUGCAGUUUGCUGUCAUUGUCUUAUCCGGUCUCUUAACUCUUCCGCUUCUGUUUUAGCUGGGUAGCUGCAUAAUAUUAAGUCCAGAUUCCUUUAUCUUCUAAAACUGAUUAUGGCUGCCGUUGUGAAUUAUUCACCUCCGUGGUGGGUUAGCCUUCUACAUCGCCUUCCCCACUUUAAUCUUCACUUUGAACAAACAAGCAGCGAUUUUCGCCCCGAUGAUUCGUCAUAUCAGCAGUCCAUCCUUCUCCUGGGAGCUGUGGCUGUGGCCUGUCUGGCUCUGGACCUCCUCUUCCUCCUCUUCUACUCCUUCUGGCUCUGCUGCCACCGCAAGAAGAGCGAGGAGCAGCCCAACGCCGACUGCUGCUGCACUGCCUGGUGUGUCAUCAUCGCCACCCUCGUGUGCAGUGCUGGCAUUGCCGUUGGUUUCUAUGGGAAUGGAGAGACCUGCGAUGGAGUGACCCGGCUCACCUACUCACUUCGACAUGCCAACCGCACCGUGGCUGGGGUCCAGAGUCUGGUUUCAGACAGCGCCUCUUCCCUGAACCAGACUGUAGAUGAGAACCUGAAGCAUUUAGAGGGCCAGUACCAAAAGCACACAGACUAUGUGUCCAUAGUGCAGAAGCUUCAGGGCCAGCUGGACGAGAUGGUAAAGCAGAUGGUGGCGAUCCCCUUCUGGAGCAAUCCCAGUAUCUCUCUAGAGGACCUGGCUGCCAGGAUUGAGCUCUACGACUGGUACAGGUGGCUGGGCUACUUGGGACUGCUCCUCUUCGAUGUGCUCAUCUGCCUUCUGGUGCUCUUCGGCCUCAUCCGCAACUCCAAAGGAACUCUCAUUGGGGUCUGUUUACUGGGUGUAUUGGCGCUGGUUAUCAGCUGGGGAUCACUGGGUUUGGAACUGGCUGUCUCCUCGAGCACCAGUGACUUUUGUGUGUCGCCGGACACAUACGUCAGUGAGGUUGCCGAGAAGAACGCCAUUAUUGACAAAGACAUCCUGCAGUACUACCUCCAGUGCAGCGUGGGACAGGCCAACCCAUUCCAGCAGAAGCUGUCUGGAAGCCAUAAGGCCCUGGUGGAGAUGCAGGAUGAUGUCUCAGAGCUUCUGCGCUCUGCCGUACAGGACUACCCCAACACCAAGAGCAAUCUGGAGCAGAUUCAGGGGGUUCUGAACACCACUGAAAUUGGCUUGCAUCAGCUGACUGCCCUGGUGGACUGCCGCAGUCUGCAUAUGGACUAUGUGCAGGCCAUGACAGGGCUGUGUUAUGAUGGUCUGGAGGGUCUGAUCUACCUGGUGCUCUUUUCCUUUGUCACUGCCCUUAUGUUCACUUCUAUCGUCUGCAGCGUCCCUCACACAUGGCAAGGCAGAAGGCCCGAUGAAGACAAUGAGGAAGACUCUGGGGCUGCUGGAGGAAGACAGAACCAUGACAAUCUGUAUCGUGUGCACAUGCCCAGCCUGUACAGCUGUGGCAGCAGCUAUGGCAGUGAGACCAGUAUCCCUGCUGCAGCACACACAGUGAGCAACGCUCCCGUUACCGAGUACAUGACGCAGAAUGCAAACUUCCAGAAUCCCCGCUGUGAGAACACGCCUCUAAUUGGGAGAGAGUCGCCGCCCCCUUCUUACACAUCCAGCAUGAGGGCCAAGUACCUGGCCAACGCCCGUCCUGAUCCCAGCAGCAGCUCUGCAGCACACUAGACACACUCACGUGCACACUCACUCAUUCACUCUCUCACACACACACACACACACACACACACACACACACA